Messenger RNA from Trichoderma reesei QM6a, 3048 nucleotides. RefSeq lists its product as uncharacterized. The record is from RefSeq and is a predicted model, not a curated record. The transcript is spliced from 2 exons. Gene Ontology annotation, molecular function: transmembrane transporter activity. The annotation marks the transcript as partial. Lineage: Eukaryota; Fungi; Ascomycota; Sordariomycetes; Hypocreales; Hypocreaceae. Gene Ontology annotation, biological process: transmembrane transport.
UCAGCGCGAACGCAGUCCCUCGGGUCAACUUUGGAUUACAAGCGCACUGCUCAGUGGCUUCGCGACCUUCUGAAGUAUCCGGAGGCAUAUACUACCAGAUAUACAGAGCUGCCCUCAAAGGACAGGGCCAAAAGAUCGUUUUCGGCAGAGCACCGGCGGCAUUCUGAUGCAGCGUCGAUGAGCAUGCUUCCAUCCCGCCGUGUGACGGGCCAGUCAUCUUAUUCUGCCAGGUCCGAGCCAAAGAUUGAUCCAUUAAUAUUUGAGCGGGCGGUCAAUGAUCUUGAGAAGCUGAUGAACGAGGCCAUUGCCUUGGCUUCUGAGGUAGUCCGGCACCCUGACCCUUCUUCUCCAUGCCCCAAGAACCAUCAGCCGUGCGACAAUCUGCAUACUCGGCGAGACAGUGUGCCUGGUGGCCAGGAUGGAGCUUCUCAAGACGAUACAUCGAACUACACUCAUGAGAGUUCUGGCCGAACCCCUGGCGCUGACCUCCAACAAGAGGCCCAGCAAAAAAGGCCUCUGUACCAGCAUGCAGCCACUUAUACAGGUGCUCCUGAACGCCCACGGCUGAACAAAAUUCUGCAUAAUUAUUCUGGUAUAUACGAUGAUACAACCACAAGAGGAUAUCCCGUGCAGGCACGAUCAAGCAUCAUCGAGGAGAAGCAGUUUGCGCCGGUAUCCAAGAAUCCUCCGACCCAGAUGCACAAGCUGAACCGCAAGAGACAAUACGAUGACUUGACAAGGGGGAAAAGAGAUGCCCCCCUGUUGCAAGCCAAGGCCCGUCAGAGCAAAGCAGCAUCAAGGAACUCACAUGCAAGGCAUGCGUCACAUGAGUCUGGUGAUGACGAUGCUCCCCGUGAAGCUGCCGGCCGUCGAAGGUAUGCCGAUCGCGGAAUCAGCCUUCGACGGCGCUCUCAUGUCAGUCUAAGGGGUUCGCAAGGGUUCAGCCUGGCCGGCUCACGCAAACGACAACCAACGGCCAGAGACUGGUCACCAGUCCGCAAGAGAUUUGUCGCUACUGUAGCAUGUAUCAGCACUGCCCUAAUCGGCAUCAUAUUGGGCAUCUACGCAGGCCUGGUCCCUUCGAUACAGUACUACAUCAUCGACCAGUCUCACGCCACGGUGCAUGGAAACACCGGCUGCUUCUUGGGUUUGGCAAUGCCAACCUUCUUCAUGUGGCCGCUGCCUCUGCUACACGGGCGGAAGCCAUACAUCAUGUCGAGCCUCGUACUCGCCAUGCCUCUCCUGUUCCCACAAGCCCUCGCAGUCAACACUCAGAGACUCGCCAACACGGGGACAUGGAGGGCCAUGCUGCUUGCAUCCCGAACGCUCAUAGGGGGCUCACUCGGGUUUGCCAGCAUGAAUUUCCAUUCCAUACUGAUGGAUCUCUUUGGAGCCUCGCUCAUGAGUGCCAACCCCCAUCAAGAAGUAGUGGACCAUUACGAUGCAAGGCGGCACGGGGGCGGCAUGGGAGUCUGGCUGGGCGUAUGGACAUGGUGCUGGGUUGGCUCUCUAGGCAUUGGCUUCCUAGUCGGUGCCUGUGUCAUUGACAGGUACCCUCCAACAUGGGGGUUCUACAUCAGCAUCAUAAUGAUUGCCGUUGUGCUCAUCCUCAACGUCCUCUGCCCCGAGGUCCGCCGCUCUGCCUACAGACGAUCGGUGGCGGAAGUCAGAACAGGAGGUGACAUCUCACGGCGUGUGGCUCGAGGCGAGAUCAUGAUGCACCGGGUCAAGACGGGUCCGAAGUGGUGGGGACAAGAGGUCUAUCAUGGCAUUCUCCUCACUCUGGAGAUGCUUCGCCAGCCCGGCUUCUUGAUUCUCGCCCUCUAUGCCGCCUGGAUCUACGCACAAGUGGUCUUGACCAUUGUGCUCCUGGGGUCGCUGACAUCAAAGUUUUACAAACUACGGUCUCCCAACGUCGGCCUUCUCGUCGGUAGCGUCGCUCUUGGAGCCAUACUGGCUAUUCCCUUUCAAAAGGCCAGUUUCUUCUCAAGAUCCCGCCAAGCGCAGCUCAACACCAACAAGGCAACGAUGGAGAAGAAGAUUGCAUGGUCCUCCCACCUUGUCCGGCGCACCAUCUUCACCAUUCUGCUGCCAAUGGCAGGAAUCUGCUAUGCGGCGGUGUCUUCCGGCCCCCCAAUGCAUGUGGGUGUGCCGGCCAUUUUUGCAUUUUGCAUAGGACUCCUGUCUUGCCUCGCCAUUGCGGAAUGCAACGGUCUGGUGAUGGAGUGCUUUGACACUUCUGAUCUUUCACCCGGGAUGACGGGCCGCCAGCGCAGCAAGUCGGGAAAGUCUGAAAAGCGAACGAAUUACUCUUCUUUCCCAAGAGUCACUGCUGGCUUUGCGGCCAUCCAUACUCUGGCAUUCAUUUUCGCAGCUGGCGCCAGCGCCCUCGGUGGUCUCGUCACUCGGACACUGGGCCAGCAAGUAGCUACCGGGGUUGUGGCGGGCAUCCUGCUCAUCCUAACCAUCAUGCUGCUGUUGAUUCUGGCCCGGUUCACAGACGUGCAAAUCAUACCAAAUUCCAAAUUGGAGGAAAUGGACCGACUGAUCGAGGCCCGUCGCCGAUCGACCAUUCGGCGCGCCUCUAUGCCUGACGACCGACAAGCAGCGGUGGAGGAGGAGAAAGCAUGGCGGCCAGCCAUGCUCGGGAACCCUAUUGGCAAGAAGCGAAGGAUGAAUGUCUUCGAGCUGGGGAGCAUGUCACGGUGGCAGGAGAUACGCAAGAAGAACAAGCUGGUCGACGAGAACGCCCACCUGAACCAGGCGGCGUGGAAUCAGGGGCUCGAGGCACUGGACGACAAGUUGAGUGAUAUCCAGAGUGACGUGGAGGACUUUUUCGGGUUGGCAAGUGUAAAGAAGAGGAACUCGAGGCGUAUGCGACCUUCGGACGAAACCAGCGAUUCAGCUCUGGACAUUGAGAUGGUAAACAUGGGGAAUCAACCGUCUGGGGCGAGGCCCUUGUCGAAGCGUUUCGUGGAGAGGGAAUGCGUCAUGAGCCAAACGGUGGCAGAGGAGAAUGAGGGCUUGGAUGAUCGACGGUACCGCUGA